AUGGCACCAGAAUAUGCAUUAUGGGGCUAUCUGACAUACAAAGCAGAUGUUUAUAGUUUUGGCAUUGUUGCAUUAGAAAUUGUUGCUGGAAAGAACAAUACAAAAUAUAGACCAGAGGAGGAUUUUGUAUGCCUUCAGGAUUGGGCUCUUGUUUUACAACAAAAGGGAAAUUUAAUGGAGUUGGUGGAUCCAAGGUUGGGGUCGGAGUUCAACGAGGAAGAGGCAAUUAGAAUGAUAAAAGUAGCUUUAUUGUGCACUAAUUCAUCACCUGCACUUAGACCAAUCAUGUCUGAGGUGCUAAACAUGCUUGAAGGUCGAGCCCUUGUUCCUGAAUUAAUCAUGGACCCAAGUAUCGUCGGUGAUGAGUUGAGAAUUGGAGCCCUGAGGGACCAAUGCAACCGAAUGCAGACUCGGAAGGACAAUGAAACCAGCACGUUUAGACAUUCAUCAGAUUCAACAGCAUUGCUGGGCUCUUCUUUAUCGUUUGUUCAAGAUGCAUCAAAUCAAUCUUGA
Messenger RNA from Theobroma umbraticum, 513 nucleotides. The record is from RefSeq and is a predicted model, not a curated record. Lineage: Eukaryota; Viridiplantae; Streptophyta; Magnoliopsida; Malvales; Malvaceae.